Messenger RNA from Spinacia oleracea (spinach), 1007 nucleotides. Its product is annotated as outer envelope pore protein 16-3, chloroplastic/mitochondrial. The transcript is spliced from 3 exons. Bases 235 to 723 code for a protein of 162 amino acids. Gene Ontology annotation, biological process: protein insertion into mitochondrial inner membrane. The record is from RefSeq and is a predicted model, not a curated record. Lineage: Eukaryota; Viridiplantae; Streptophyta; Magnoliopsida; Caryophyllales; Amaranthaceae. Gene Ontology annotation, cellular component: chloroplast; TIM22 mitochondrial import inner membrane insertion complex.
UGGUAAAAUCUAAAAUUCCAAAGGAGUUUAAUCUCUCCUCAGACUCCAACUCGCAUUAGUCGCAUCUGCUCGUCAUCUCUUAAAACCCUCCAACAGAACCACCAUUCUGCAGUUGCAUCACCACCUCUAUACGGCGGCGCCUCUGCCAUUUUGGAUUUCAAUUUGAGGGACUUCCAAUCCCCUCUCCUUCUCUGGCGCUUCUAUUCUUGCCUUUGACGACAAUUUGAAAAAGCAAUGGAUUCAAUCAGCCCUGCAGAGCGCAGAUACUUUGAAGAUGAUGACACACCCAUGAUGAAGGUGAUUAAGGGUACAACUAGUGGUUUAGCAGCUGGAACAAUCUUUGGUACCGUUGUGGCAACAUGGUAUGAUGUGCCACGUGUUGAGAGACAAGUUGCACUACCAGGAUUGAUAAGGACUUUGAAGAUGAUGGGAAACUAUGGACUAACUUUUGCUGCUAUAGGUGGUAUUUACAUUGGUGCAGAGCAGUUGGUGCAGCAUUAUAGGGCGAAAAGAGAUUUCGUUAACGGAGCCGUUGGUGGCUUUGUUGCUGGAGCGGCUGUUUUGGGCUCCAAAGGAAGGAGCAUUCCAACAGCAAUCUCUGCUGGAGCUGCAUUGGCUGUGACUUCUGCUCUAAUUGAUGUUGGAGGUCAGACAACAAGAGUUGACAAUGGUAAGGAGUACUACCCGUACACUGUCAAGAAAAGGCCUGCACCCACAGAAUAGCCUCGCAUUACUGUUUUCGUGUUUGAGAGGCGAUGCUUUGGCUUAUUCUCAAAAAAGAUGUAUUUUCCUAUGUAUCUUUCUGCCUUAGCCUUUACCUCUAAAACUCAUUAACUGCAGUUUGUUGACUGAAUUGUUGAAUAAAUUUGUACUGCCAAAUCGAAAGUUGUUUUUUUUGUUUGACCUAUUUCAGUGUAAAAACAUUGUGCUGGUUCUUGAUGUCCUUAGAGAACAAGGAUGUAUAAUUCUUGAUAUAUUAACUAGUCAGUGGGCUGUAAAUUUCUCAA